Purpureocillium takamizusanense is the source of this 2684-nucleotide messenger RNA. RefSeq lists its product as uncharacterized. Lineage: Eukaryota; Fungi; Ascomycota; Sordariomycetes; Hypocreales; Ophiocordycipitaceae. Bases 997 to 2328 code for a protein of 443 amino acids. The record is from RefSeq and is a predicted model, not a curated record. The transcript is spliced from 2 exons.
CCUCCAACCGCCUCGUUGCCCCCAUUUUUUCGUCUUUCCUACUAGUUAUCGACCCAGCCACCACACCCCGGCUUCUGGAUCUCUCCCCUCGUUCAUCAUCACCACCUCUGCCGGCGACGCCUUCUCGUCGCCGCUCAGAUCUCCGAGGAUCCUCCCUCUCCACUCUUGUCGCCCGAUUCGCAUCUCGUGCCGCGGCUUUGGUUGCCUCCCCUGUUUACUUCUCUCGCCGUCACAACGCCGAUCGAAGGCGCUCCGAUCGCAUCUAUUUUCGGAUCGCAACAUUCGGUGGCUUCUUUCAUGUUCUUUUAUUGAGCUCGUGCCGCUCUCGAUUGCAAUUCCCUUUUCUGUUUGCAGGCCGCAUCGGAAUUGCGGUGCUUCGUACGGGCUCGUCCGUAAUCUCACACAGCCGACCGGCGUCUUUUACGCGCCAAACUUUCCGUUCACCGUGAACGCGACGUGUAGCGACUCGACUUUCUGGCCCUGUGCACGCGACGCGCUGCGCCUGGCCUUGCGAUCAUUCCACCACCGCUACACUCACCAUGGGUCUUCCGUGAGUUUUCCGCCCCCCGCGUCUGCCGUCCAUGGCCGUGACCUCGUACGCUCGUUGGCCUGUUCUCAGACUUUCAACUGCGCGAUCUGUGGACCACCUAAUACUCUGGUCGAUCCGCUGCAUCAAAGUCUGAAACGCUUGGCUGUGGCUCGUGGACCUGGCAUGUCGAAAAUAGCAACGUGACGAUUGCGACUCGCAAAGCUCUGGCCUACUGCUCUGAACUCGCAUGCUGAUGCCAGGCCCUCUCGCACAGACUUUUUGUUGCACCAGUCGAGUCGGAUCUCCCGUCCAAGGCCGCCAACAAGCAUGGCACAUCGUCUCCUCCUCGAUCGAGCAUCCGACGAGUGCGUCCCGAUUCUGGUGACCGCCGACAGGCACGCGCCGCCCAUGUUCGCAUAUAUGGUGCUGCGCCUCCGCGUCUGCCUCGCUCGAACCCGGACAGCUUUAUGCCUUGGGCUGAAUCUCCCGCUCCGUUGGAUGCAGUCUCUUCUUCAGAAUCGGCGUCACGACAGAGGCCAACGCUCCAGGAGUUUCGCGAGGCCCGACUCGGCCGACCAUGGGCCAACGGCGUACUGGGCAGACGGGCCCUGGACGCUCAGACGGAAGCCCAGGCGGAGUCCCAGGUCAACUCCAUCUUUGGCCUCGAGAUUGGCGGUCAGCCUCUAGCGCAGCGAGACGCAGAGCUCAGGGAUGCGGAGCAGCGUUUCUGGCACGCCGAUUCCCGACGGCUUGCGCGCGCUCGAUUUAAUACGACGUACCGGCGCGACCGGGGAUACGACUUCCGGCCCCCCCAGCGCGGCUCAGGAGCUACAGACGAUUUGACCAGAGCGGGCGGUUCUGUGCUGCCUCCCAAUACCCGAUCCUCGUCCCCACGUUACAACUCGCGCCUUCUGCGAAGCUCGCGGGACCGGAGAAACGCCAUGGCGCGCAACGUGUUCGGCCUGGACGGCCUAGGCGACCGCGAGCGCAGCCUCAGCCCGGAGGUAUGGGAUACGCUUCUUACGACCUUGACUCCCGAUCCUCAGCCGCCUAGCGCCGGCUCCUCAUUUGCUUCGGUUGCUGCGUCGCAGAGCCAGAGCGCUGGCCCAUCAUCGAGCACUCCCACCUCCGCCCCUGACAUCAUCGAUGGACCCGCAAUGGAUGGGCAGUGCGACUCUGACUGCGGCCACUCUGACGCGGAUAUGGACGAGGAUGAGGAAAAUAUUGACGUCUCCGGCAUGCGCUUGCGGGUCCCAAGUGGAAGAGAUGAGGCACGACAAACGAACCCGUACAAUCUCGACAGCAUCGUGAACGGGUCUGGAAGUCAUCCUGGAGCUGUACAGCCCCAGAGAAGCAGCAGCAGCAGCAACACCGCCGCCGCCAACAACAACAGCAACAACAACAACAACAGCGAAUUGGGCGCCCAGUUCGGCGACAUGUUUACGAGCAUCUCUGCCGACGUGCCUCGCCCGCCUGCCAGCAUUGCUAGGAUUCUACGCCAGCGCGAGCAAACAGCACAGCCUUACCAAUCGCAAGACCAGUCGGCUCAGCAAGAUGGCCCCGAGCGUGUGUUGAUGACGGAGGGCGUGCGGGCUGAAGGAGACGAGUCGCCGAUGCCACGCCAAAGCAACGGGGCGUCGGGUGUGACGUCGGGGGCUACAUCGGGUGGCGAAGAAGAUUGGUCGGGCAUGCAGCGCAUCGUGCGCAGCCUCGCGCGACGUGAAGACAUCCCAGACGAGUGGUGGGCUGAGGUUGGGCUUAGCCGGACUCUGCCUCAAGACGAGACGACAAAUGGGUAGGACACUUUGUCUCAGCAAUUGGGCUUGUCGAUGCUCUUUCGCCAUGACUAGCGAUGAGCGAGAUGGCGCAAACGUGGGCGUAUGUUGCCGGAUCGGAUGGGGAUGACAGGGAGAGACGACUUGUACAACAAUGUAUUGGGCGAUCAUGAUCCGGAGCUGAAUGGCAGCAUCCGGCGGCGUUUUCUGGCAGCAAAAGCCGGCCUAAGCUUGGAGUCUGGGAUUUUACCCCUGAGGUUGCAAUCACUUUGAUAGGGCUGAGACCUGGAUUUGCUUUUGAGGACUGGCAUGAAGCAAUGCCUCGGACGAUUGGUACGAAGUAUAUAGCAAGCAAGAGAGAGAGAGCGCCUUGAUGGCUG